GAGAGGGGGCAGAGCGAGCGCUUGUGUCAGUGUUGGUUGUGACCUCCUGUCAUGUCAACGUGCACGCUGCUGCUGCGCUCGCAGGCGGGCUGUGGUCUCUCUGACUCCCCCCGCCAACCGACCGAGCACCCUCUCUCCCCCGACCUCACCGACGUCUGCAGGUUCUCUGGGGAAAACAGGUCCCUCACAGAAUGCCUGGAGCAGUUCAAAACCUCAGAACACUAUAAGGCCAUAGGAGGAAGACAGCUGUUCCUGUACCUGGAGCCGUCAGACCCUAGUAAACUGUCCGGACGAGAGGAGGUGUGUGAAGGGAUGCCGGCUGAACGCUGCACUGUCUCAGCGCUGAGAGAAGUCAUGGAUUCAACCAAGCCUUUCGAUCAAAUUGACGAACCCUGCAAAAUGUUAGACACAACAAAAGCCGUGGUGAACUACUCUGAACACCAAAUGGUCUACGAGGAAAUCGAUCCCGCUGUUGAGCAAUGCAACGUGAACGGAGAACUUGAAGAAGAGAUCGAACACUCUGUACCCUUUAACGGAGACUCUGAAGGUCUGGAGCAGUAUGGGAUCCAACCCCGGGAGGAUUGUUUAUUGCCUCACCAGCACCCUGAGGCCUGUGAGACAGAGAUGGUAAACAAAUCAUGUCAUGAAUGCAUUCAGAACUUAGAGGGUUUCGAUCUCGGUGAGUCCUCUGAGCACAGUGCUAAUCAGAGUCGAGCUUCUGAAUGCUGCCGACUCUGUGAACACUGCACAGAACACCUCCAGUCAUCCCAACUAUGCAAGUCCUCUGAUCAACAGAACGAGUCUGUUGAGCCAGACAAACGGAGCCAGACAACUACUGAGUAUUUUGAACAAGAUUUCGAACCCGACUCUGAUCAGAGUAAGUCCUUCGAUUCUAACAGACUGAGCCAGACAGAAACAGAGUUUUUGGAGCAAGAUUUUGAACCUGACUUGGCUGAAUCAGUUAAUUUAUUUGAAUGUUAUGCUAGAAAUAGUGAGUAUUCUGAAACGACUUAUCAAAUUGAUGAGACAUCUGAGUGUACAUUAGUGCUCGAUGAAUAUUUGAGUAAUUUUGAUUCCAUCGAUGAGCAAAUUGAUAUCUGUGAGCUUAGUGAGGCUUCAGCUGAACAAUCUUUUACAGUAUCAGAUGAUCUUAAUACCCGCAUGUCCUCUCAAGGCACUGAGGAAAACGUUAAUCCCUGUGAAAGUGACUGUCAGUCAGAAGCAAGCGAGUACACCAACAAUAUCGACCCUGCAGAGGACAUCAGUUAUGAUGUCAUAGACUACGCCACACCCUCACUUCACUGUGAGCUGUCCUGUCAGACCAGUCAAGAUGAACAACAGGAAACUAGCGAAGACUGUGGAUGCUUUGAGCAACGUGAGCCUUAUGAAAAUCUUGAGGGUGAACACACGUUCUAUGACCACAACGCUGCAUGUUGCAUCGAGGAAGAUGAGUCCUCCUCGCAGUGUUCUUCCACUGAAACCAAAUCUUUUGCAACUUGUAACGACGGCAGCAUCCCCUCCGCAGCCUGCUCUGACUCGGGGGAGUCCGACAAAGGAGCCCAGGAUGAGGACAGCUACGAGCAGAACGAAUGGGAGUCUUUUGAAGAAGAUGACCUGCAGGAAUCGGACGAGAGCACUGAUGAUAAAGAUGAAGACUGCUCCAGUGCUGUCGUUACUGAGGAUUUCUUUGACCUGUUUGACAGAGUGGACUUUCACGGACACUCUUUUGUUCAAAGAAGACCUUACAUAUCCUGCUUCGAGGGUGGGGAUGUUCAUGAUUUUUACGUUGCACAGCUCAAGCUGGAGAAAACGACAACCUGUGCCAACGACUCUAAAGAGUCAGAGGAUGACGACACUCACGCUACCCCUGUUCAGGAUCUGAAACCCUCUGAUGAAGAACAACAUGGUGAAGAUGAGGCACUAAACAUCCUCCAUCCCUAUGUUGGGAGACCAGAUACUGGAUCCUUUGCAGACGAGGGGUCUGUUAAAUGUGACACCCAGGAGAACACAGAUAAAGCUAUUGGAGCCUUUGUCACCAGGAAUGAGCUUCAGGAGAGCGAGGGUUUGGAAAAAUACUUGUCUGAAGCCUCCGAAAAAGAUCAUGUGUCUUGUCCCGCUAUGGGUGAAUGUCUGGUGGAUGUGGAGGCUUGUGAGGACGAGGGUGCAGACGCUCUGUGUGUUGAUGAUGAGCUGAGCUGCGCUGAUGACUCCUACCAACCCUCAGAGGAGCAAGGCUCUGGAAGUGAUGCCGACAAUGGCCAGACAGACGACCCAGUUCUUACAAAAGACAUGGAUGCACAACCUGUCGAAUGUUACAUCCAGGAAAUAAUCCUGGAUUUAAUCCGGCAAAUAACACAAGACGGCGUGCAUGAAGAAGAGUCCUGUGAUGACGAAGAUGGUUUUAGUAUUUGUACUGAAAGGGAACCCUACUGGUCAUGCACAGAAAAUGGAGAGAUCUAUGAACCAGGUAUUGAAGAAUACUACAUGUAUGAAAUAAAUACCUGGAAACCUUGUAUUAAACAUGAGGCUUGUGAGCCCUGUGGGAGAAAAAGGAACCCUCCCACCCAACACCAGGAGGCUGCAGGACGAGAGGAGGAGAGGGACUCUCGAGACACCAUAUUACACGAGGAGGAGAACGAACUAAGCCAUUUCAAAAUCAUUGAAGUUGUUGACUUGAACGGAGAGUUUAAUGACCACACCGAAUCUUUCACACCUUCUAUUAAGGAAGUGAAGAUCAAUAAUGAAAACCAGCAAAAGACUCAGUACCCAGAGACAAAUGACUGGUCGGAGACUGAUGUUUCUGAGAAAACAGCCCUUGGUGAAGCUGAGCACAGGGCAGUCUCAGUGGGAAGCAGACCCUCUGAACAAAGUGAACAGGAAGGGGGAGAAGAGACACAUGAAUUCUUUAAGAUGGUGGAUGAAAACAAGGCCUGUGAGCAGAAUGAGGACCCAGAGGAGGAGGAGUCUGAGGAGGAGUCUGCAGAGGGCUGUGACUGCGAGUACUGCACACCUCCACCACAGAAGCUCCCAGCUAAGCCAUUGCUCCCUCAGGUCAAGUCUAAAGAUGCGGGGAAGAUUUGUGUGGUCAUUGAUUUGGAUGAAACUCUGGUACACAGUUCAUUCAAGCCAGUGAACAACGCUGAUUUUAUCAUUCCAGUGGAAAUCGAUGGAACAGUUCACCAGGUGUACGUGUUGAAGCGACCCCAUGUGGACGAGUUUCUGAAGAGGAUGGGAGAGCUGUUUGAGUGUGUGCUUUUCACUGCAAGCUUAUCGAAGUAUGCAGAUCCCGUGUCUGACCUUCUGGAUAAAUGGGGCGCGUUCCGCAGUCGCCUCUUCCGGGAGUCCUGCGUGUUCCACCGGGGAAACUACGUGAAGGACCUGAGCCGUCUGGGCCGAGACCUCAACAAGGUCAUCAUCCUGGACAACUCUCCUGCCUCCUACAUCUUCCACCCCGACAACGCUGUGCCCGUCGCUUCCUGGUUUGACGACAUGGCCGACACCGAGCUGCUCGAUCUCAUCCCGUUCUUUGAGAGGUUGAGCAAAGUGGACAAUAUCUACGAUGUUCUCAAGCAGCAGAGGACUACGAGCUAACGAGAGAGCAGAUCUCCAGCGACUCUCCCCGUGGGGCCACGGAGGCUGGUGGGCGCUGGCUCAGCGCUGCGUCCCACCGUGAGGACCAGCUAGCGUCUGGGUCAACGCCACCUAACAUAUUCCACUCCUAGAAUAUAUGGCAGAGAGGACUUUCAUUAUGGCACAAAGAUGGAUUUGUAAGUAACUGGACUGAUAUGUAAGUAACCAUUGUUCACACUUGGUUUGUCUUGCCCCCCCCCCUUCACACAGCCCUUCUCAAGACUUUUUCUUUCUUAAAAAAAAAAAAAGAAAACUACCUUUUAAUCUGGUGGAUUGGAUUUUCAAUUCCUGCAAAGAUGUUAUGGAAAAAUGUUUUUUAUAAGUAAAACUUUUUUUCUUCACUGGCCUAUUUGGUGUAGUAAGUCUAAAAUAAACUGGCACAGACCUGGGCAGGUUAAAUAUAUAUUGUAUUUGUGAGAGAGCGCACCAAACCCUAACCCUAUCUUCAUAAGUAAUAAAGAGUUUAAUAUGUGCAAAAUACUCAAGCCAUUAAUUUUGUGUCAAGUCUUAUAGUGUAGAAGAGCCUUUAGGGUUGAUUCUCUCUCCCCAUCAGUCAUUACCUUCAUCAGAACUCUGACCACUGAUAGUUUACACUUCAUUUGACUAAAAGACAGGUAUGUGCUCAAGUGAUGACUGAUCAUUCAACACAUAAACCUCUGUCUGGCUACUAGAAAAGAGGAUGAUCCUUGCUCAGUAGGCACGCAGUAUCACUACCAUGGCAGACUUCCACACUUCAUUAGGAUUUAGAAGGUAUGGCUGAAUAUGCCAUUGAUUCUGGUAUGAAUAACCAAACGUGUGCUGAACAUGAGUCUGUUCUAACAAGUGAAUGUUAGAAUGCCUGGGUUACAACUGAAUAACUGGCCCAGAGCCGCAAUGAUUACUGUUGAACCCUGGUGAAGUCUGGGCCGGUGUGCCUACUAAAUGACAAUCAAUUUAUUAUUGAUUUAUUCAAAACCUUUUUCAGUUAUUAGAUUUUCAAUCUAUUUCCAAUCAACAUUGUUUUUACCUCUUCACUAUUUGUGCAUUUCUGUGCACCAUUAAGAUGCACUGAUAUCAACAUACAUGGGGACAGGUGAACUUUUCCCUGAGGAUAUCCAAAGCAUCACAGUGAUCACAUUACUAUCAUCCCUGUAACGUACCCCACUUACAGAAAGCCUUGACAGAUCAAUUGCUCACCUAGUGUAUUACAAUCUUACAUGUUCUGUCAUUAAAAGGCUCUGAAGAUUGGAGGUCUUUAUUUGAAAAGGCAGGACUGUUACUAGAUUUUCAGUUUCCUCUGGACAAUGGACCUUUAAACUCUAAUCUGAUUGAAUAACCUACAAGUGCCAAUAUGGAUGUGGUGAGAUUAUUUUUGUACGAAUGAUCACGAUUGUAAAAGGUUGUUUUGAUUUAUUUUUAACAUUGCUAUAUUUCACAUGUCAAAAUAUGUCAUUUUCAUAUUUUUAGGCAAACUUUAUUGAAAUAAAUAUCAUAUGCUAACUUGUUUUAAUGCUAGUACAGAGCCGGGAAGUAUGGUUGUUAAUCUACCAAGAUGUUCUAGAAAAGUACAAUAUGACAUGAUUUACACAAGCACAAUUUAUUUCCUCUCCU
Messenger RNA from Osmerus eperlanus (European smelt), 5220 nucleotides. RefSeq names its product CTD (carboxy-terminal domain, RNA polymerase II, polypeptide A) small phosphatase 1 (gene ctdsp1). Gene Ontology annotation, molecular function: RNA polymerase II CTD heptapeptide repeat phosphatase activity. The coding region runs from base 52 to 3591 and encodes 1179 amino acids. The transcript is spliced from 6 exons. NCBI's taxonomy places the organism in Eukaryota, Metazoa, Chordata, Actinopteri, Osmeriformes, Osmeridae. The record is from RefSeq and is a predicted model, not a curated record.